Messenger RNA from Stomoxys calcitrans (stable fly), 1613 nucleotides. RefSeq lists its product as uncharacterized. The transcript has 2 exons. The record is from RefSeq and is a predicted model, not a curated record. Lineage: Eukaryota; Metazoa; Arthropoda; Insecta; Diptera; Muscidae. The coding region runs from base 310 to 1356 and encodes 348 amino acids.
AUAAACAAAUUUGUUAAUUUCGCUGAAUUUGAAACCGCUGCUUGUUAUUUCCGACGCGAAAAAGUGAAACACGUUUAAGUUUCCUGGUUUUGGCACGCGCACUAAAUAACCGUGUAUUAUUAAAAGAACCUUUUUUUUUGCCUGGUUUGCCUUUGUUGGUUCCAGUGGUGUUCCACCAGUGUUUGGUUUAAUUGUUGUUGGGAUUUUGCCCUUUUGUUUUGCCGCGUAACAUAGGUCCUUCGAGCCGGAUACGUUGGAAUACGAGGAUCACUUUUAAUCUCUCCCACAGAUUUUGGCCAAAUCAGAAUCAUGGUUAAAGCAAAAAAAUACAAUGUCGACAAUCGGGCCGGCAAAAAACGCAUAGUUUGCCGUGUUUGCCUUAAGGACCACCCUCUGCGAUUCUGUCGUAAGUUUUUGGAUAUGGAUUAUGCGGAACGAAUGAAAAUUAUUUCGAUAUAUCAGCAUUGCGCUGGAUGCCUAGCACAUGAUCAUACAUGGCGCACAUGUGAAAGUACUGGCAAGUGUCGCAAAUGUGGCGAUAUGCAUCACACGCUUCUACACAAACCUGGACCUCGUUCGUCCACUGUGAUGGCGUAUCAUGAUGGUGCUAGGCAAGGACCACAACCUUCGUCCAAGACCCCGUCGAAGAAGGGACCUCGUCCGUCCCAAUCUUCACAUCAGCAUGAUGGACCUAGUUCGUCCAGACGUGCAACCAAUAGGGGACCUAGUUCGUCCCGCGGUAAUCGGCACAAGAGACCUAGUUCGUCUCAACAUGCCCCCAAGGACAAACCUUCGAAGGAGGUAGUACCUUUCGAUGAACGGAGGCGUAAGCCGUACAAAGGUAAAAAUGAGAUGUCAACAGAGGUAAUUCCGGCAUACUGCCUACGAGAGACCAUACUGCUGAAAGCGACCGCUGUAAUAAAGAUAGUUUGUGGGGAUCGCUACAUACAUGAACGGGCCGUAAUUGACCCAAGCAUUGAGAGUUCUAUUGUAGCUGAGUCUUUGGUAAGUCGAAUGGGUCAAAGGGUGGUCCGAGUCGGAAACAAGACAAGAUGUCUUCUUCAAAUUCGAGGCAAUCACGGGAUGUCGGCAACAGUCGAAACAUAUGCUGAAGUGCGUCGUAAUCACACAGUUGUGACUCCAAAGAAGUCCAUUGAUGUACGAAUUGUUGAUGAGUUUCCUGGUUUGCAAUUGGCAGACGAGCAUUUUUAUACCUCAGCACCUGUGAGUAUCACGUUGGGAGGAGAUUUGUACCCAAAAAUAAUGCGGAAUGGGGUCUUUGGUGGUGCACUGGGAAAACCUCUGGCACAAUUCACAAUUUUUGGAUAUGUGAUAUCAGGUUCUUACACUCCCUAGUUUCCUGUAAGACAUCAUGUAUAUGCUUUAACCAUGGUACGAUAUAAUACAAUAUUUUAAACCAUUGCAGCCUACUUCAAUUGGAUUUUUUUCUCACUUCGGAACUUGGUGAUUUGUUGGAUUUUGAAUUUUGAUUUUUUUUUUCACAUGAAUGAAUUUUGAAAAUGCUGUUUUUUGUGUAAUAUAGUUGAAUUGCCUCAUGAAUUAAAUAUGAAAUCAAUGUGCUUUUUCUAGUUGGCACUGAUGUGAACAACGCA